ACUCGACGCCGCAAUUGUCAAAAGCGGCGUGUUAGUAUGCUUUAUUAUGAAUGAUGUGUGUAAAAGUGAGUUUUUAUGUUGUUUAUUUGGAGGAAAUGGUUGGAAUAAAUUAGGUUAUUUUUAUUUCUGUUGAUUGGAGUUUUUAUUCAAAAGAUUUCGGUCUAUACCAUUAAUAUUUACUGAAAAUACCUUCGCUUGAAUAAAUUGCAGAUAUUUGGCAACUGAAGAGUUAGGUAAGCCUAAAUGAUAUGUAAAAAGGAAACUGAAUAAUCAGAAGUUUGACUGAGUGGAAGAAGUGCACAACUUUGCCAUUUAAAAAUGUCAAAGUACUUUCAUGGAAACAUGCUGCUGCGGCGGCUGGCUGCCCGCGGCUACCACCAGGGCGGCGCCACCCGCGCCAUCGACAAGGUGGUGAUCGCCAACCGGGGCGAGAUCGCCUGUCGCAUCAUGCGCACGGCGCGCCGGCUGGGAGUGCGCACCGUGGCGGUGUACUCGGACGCCGACCGGAACGCCCUGCACGUGGCCAUGGCUGACGAGGCGUACCAUAUCGGCGCGGCGGCCUCCCAGGAGUCGUACCUGCGCGCCGACCGGAUCCUGGGCGUGGCGCGCCGCAGCGGCGCCCAGGCCGUCCACCCGGGCUACGGAUUCCUCUCCGAGAACACAGAGUUCGCCGAGGCGUGCCAGGCGGCCGGCGUGACGUUUGUCGGACCACCGGCCUCCGCCAUCAGAGAUAUGGGCAUCAAAAGCACGUCCAAGAAGAUAAUGUCGGCGGCCGGUGUGCCCGUGAUCGGCGGCUAUCACGGCGAGGAUCAGAGCGACGAGCGGCUGCUGGCAGAGGCCGACGCCAUCGGCUUCCCAGUCAUGAUCAAAGCGGUCCGCGGCGGCGGCGGCAAGGGUAUGCGCAUCGCCUCUACCCGUGACGAAUUCCACGCCCAGCUCGAGUCGGCCCGGCGAGAGGCUACCAAGGCGUUCGGAGACCAGGUGAUGCUGGUGGAAAAGUUUGUCGUCGACCCGCGCCACGUUGAGGUGCAGGUGUUUGGCGACCAGCACGGGAACUACGUGUACCUGCACGAGCGAGACUGCAGCGUCCAGCGGCGACACCAGAAGAUCAUCGAGGAAGCCCCCGCGCCGGGUCUGUCAGCGGAGGUGCGCCGCGAGCUCGGAGAGGCGGCGGUACGCGCCGCCCGUGCCGUCAGCUACGUGGGCGCCGGCACCGUGGAGUUUAUCCUGGACGCCGAGCACAAGUUCUACUUUAUGGAGAUGAACACACGUCUGCAGGUGGAGCAUCCCGUGACCGAGAUGAUCACCGGCACUGACCUGGUCGAGUGGCAGCUGAGGGUGGCGGCCGGCGAGCGUCUGCCGCUGCAGCAGGAGCAGAUCCCCCUCCUGGGCCACUCGUUUGAGGCGCGUGUGUACGCCGAGGACCCGCGCGCCGGCUUCAUGCCCGGCGCCGGACCGCUGCUGCACCUGAGCGCGCCGCCGGCAGACCAACACGUCAGGGUCGAGACAGGUGUACGUCAGGGCGACGAGGUGUCUGUCCACUAUGACCCGAUGAUCGCCAAACUGGUGGUCUGGGCAGAGGACCGUGACUUGGCACUGCGCAAACUCAAACGCUGCCUCGCCCAGUACGCGAUAGUGGGCCUGAACACGAACAUCAACUUCCUGCUGGACCUGGCGUCCCACCCGGAGUUUGUGGCGGGCAAGGUGGAUACCGAGUUCAUUCCGCGCCACUACGACCAGCUGUUCCCCACAGAGACGGUCUCGGACGCCACCCUCUGCCAGGCGGCGCUGGCGCUGCUGCUGGACGAGCAGCGGCAGACGCUGCGCGCGGCGCUGCUGUCGCGCGACCCGUUCUCGCCGUACUGCAGCCAGUCGGGGGUGCGGCUCAACCACCGGCUGCGGCGACAGGUGGCGCUGACUGCUGCUGACGGCACAGUGCACACGGUGGCAGUCCGCAGCGACGGCGAGGGCCGGCACACCAUGACUGUGGGCGACAGAGAGUACCAGGUGUCCGGCAGUCUGACGGAGCAAGACGGCGUCCUCACCCUGACCUCAGAUGUGUCGGGAGAGGUGACCCACGUACAGGUGGUGCCACAGGCAGACGCCGUCCACGUCUUCACUGAGGCGGGUGUGCGCAGUCUCCGUCUGCCGGAGCCCAAGUUCCGGGCUGCCGGCGGCGCGGCGGCGGCCGGCGGGGACGCCGUGGCUCCCAUGCCCGGUGUGGUGGAGAAGGUGAUGGUGACGGACGGCGACACAGUCAAGGCCGGCGACCCGCUGGUCGUCAUCAUCGCCAUGAAAAUGGAGUACGUCAUCAAAGCGCCGGCCGCCGGCGUCGUGGAGAAGGUCAUGUACCGCGUGGGCGACAACGUGGCCAAGAACGCCCUGCUCGUGCACAUGAAGUCGGACGAGGCCGAGGGAGGCGCCGCUGACGCGGAGGAGACGGACUAGAGCCGCCCUUCGUCGUCCGCCGUCCGCUGCCCGCAGUCGGGUCUAACGGUGGGUUAGAGCCGCGGUCCGCCGCUGCAGUGUGCACUCAGUGCAGUCUAUUGCCUGGUCUGACGGUGGCUUAGAACGUCUUCCCGCCGCUCGCAGUCUGACAGUGGUUAGAGUCAUGGCUGCCCGCUGUUUGCCAUCCUCGGUCUGGUCUGAUUGUGGGCUCACUGGGACGACCCCCGCGGCUCGGUCCAAGACAGAUCACCGCCACUGUUCAGAGGUCGACAGUCUGAGGUCGAAAAAGUCAAGCCUUUUUAUAGUAUGCUUGCACUCAUUUCUGGACGACUGGACGCCGAGAACGUUAGGAACCUUAUUAGCAGUCUGGCAGCUCAAAACUCCCAGCUCUCCUCAAAGCCCUGUGCCCUUCUCAGUGAAGUAUUCGAACAGACGUGAAGCCACAAGUUUUGGAGAAAAAUGUACGCUUGGAUGGGCUACUAGAGAGGCGGCUCUGCGGCUGGUCGUCAGCCAGGCGCGACGCUGAGGUCCACCCACAGCCUGGGUUCUCUGUGCUCCUAAUCGGGAGGUCUUACUCCCACCGCCCCGACCCGCCGUGUGGCCAGAUAUGCGACAGAACGUUAGGCGGUGCUGGGUUGUGAAAUAAGUGGCCAGAAGACUCGUGUGAUUAUUAGUGUACCUAUAUUGUUGUGUAAUAAUGUGUCUUUAAAGACGUUUGGUACGUGAUGGUUUACAUAGGGAAAGUGCAAUACAUGGUCGAGACUGAGA
Messenger RNA from Amphibalanus amphitrite, 3216 nucleotides. RefSeq names its product methylcrotonoyl-CoA carboxylase subunit alpha, mitochondrial-like (gene Mccc1). The record is from RefSeq and is a predicted model, not a curated record. Gene Ontology annotation, cellular component: mitochondrion. Bases 319 to 2448 code for a protein of 709 amino acids. The transcript has 15 exons. Lineage: Eukaryota; Metazoa; Arthropoda; Thecostraca; Balanomorpha; Balanidae. Gene Ontology annotation, molecular function: ATP binding; metal ion binding; methylcrotonoyl-CoA carboxylase activity.